AUGUACAAGGUGACCACAGGCCAUACAUCGUUCCAGCUCAUGUAUGGCCAAGAGGUGGUGGUACCGACAGAGUGCACCGUACCAAGCCUACGGAUUGUUGUUGAUAAUCGAUUGGGAGAUGAGGAGAGUUUGCAUGCUCGACUUAUGAACCUCACCAAGCUAGAUGAACAUCGGAUGAUGGCACAAUGGGUGACAGAAGUGGCCCAACGUUGGAGGAAAUACUGGCACGACAAACAUCUUCGAUGGACAAACUUUCAUCCCAGACAAUUGGUCCUCGAGUAUAACGGCCGCAACGAACUUUGUCCUGGGAAGUUCAAAGUUCAUUGGUUGGGGCCCUAUAAAAUCAAGGAAGUGGGGAAGAAUGGAGCAGUGAAACUAUCUACCUUGGAUGAUAAUCCAAUUCACAACCCUGUCAAUGGUUCGAAGUUGAAAUUGUAUCAGGAACGUGAUAAACCAUUCCUAUCAAUCAACAUGUUGGGAUAUACAACAAAGGGAGACUAG
This is a messenger RNA of Cryptomeria japonica (Japanese cedar), 501 nucleotides long. RefSeq lists its product as uncharacterized. Bases 1 to 501 code for a protein of 166 amino acids. The transcript has a single exon. The record is from RefSeq and is a predicted model, not a curated record. NCBI's taxonomy places the organism in Eukaryota, Viridiplantae, Streptophyta, Pinopsida, Cupressales, Cupressaceae.